This is a messenger RNA of Beta vulgaris subsp. vulgaris (sugar beet), 2098 nucleotides long. Its product is annotated as putative pectinesterase/pectinesterase inhibitor 22. Gene Ontology annotation, molecular function: pectinesterase inhibitor activity; pectinesterase activity. Bases 323 to 2026 code for a protein of 567 amino acids. The record is from RefSeq and is a predicted model, not a curated record. Lineage: Eukaryota; Viridiplantae; Streptophyta; Magnoliopsida; Caryophyllales; Amaranthaceae. The transcript is spliced from 2 exons. Gene Ontology annotation, biological process: cell wall modification.
UUACAAGAAGGAUCAUGAAGCCAAUGAUGACAGACCACCAUUCCUAUCAAGGCAUCAAGCAAAGCAUAGAAUUAGCUUCAACCUUUCACCUAAAUGCGAACUAACUAAACUUUUGUAGGGGUAAAAGCAUAACGUUUAACAAUUAUCAUGACCUACUCCAAAAGAACCUUUUCCUUAGUUGGCAAACAUUAUUCCUUAUUUUCAUGCAGUAUAUUUCUUACCCUUUUUAUCCUAUAAUAAGUUAAUAACAUACACACAUUAGGCCUAAAUCAACCCUUAUGAUCAUUGCUUUCCUACAAUCCACACUUUACUCUUAACAAAAAUGUACAAUGUACUACCAUUUUUCAUUCUAAUACUACUUUUGCCUUCUCUUAAUAAUGCCUCUUACAAUGAAAAAACCAAUCAUUAUAACUAUAUCCCAGAAAAAAUUAUGCAAAAUAUGAUAUCUCAAGUAUGUGCCAACAUAGAGGAUGAAGUUUCUUGCCUCUCUAAUGUUGAAUCUAGGCUUCCAAAUGGCCCUCGAAACGCUAGUUCGAUCCUCAGAGCCGCCCUAGAAGCCACUCUUAAUGAAGUUCAACAAGCAAUAAGAAAAGUUUCCGAUUUUAGUUCCCUUUCUUCAUCCUCUACUCGUGAGCAAAUUGCAGUGGAGGACUGUAAGGAGCUCCUUGACUACUCUGUGACGGAGCUUGCAUGGUCUCUCGCCGAAAUGAGGGAGAUUCGAGCUCGCGGAUCGCUCCAUGAACAUGGAGGAGACCUCAAGGCAUGGCUAAGUGCCGCGGUUGGUAACCAAGAUACUUGCCUGGAAGGGUUCGAUGGUACAAACCAAAAUGUUAGAAAUAACAUCAAGGGUAGUUUAACACAAGUAACGCAACUUAUAAGCAAUGUUUUAAUUUUAUACACCCAAUUGCAUGCACUACCCUUUAGACCCCCUAGACAUAAUCGUUACAAUAAUAAUAACAACAAUAAUAAUCGUAAUAAUACGAAUCAUGAUAAGAAUAAUAGUAGGAAAAAUAAUAUGGAUGAUGAUCAAGAUAAUUUUCCAAAUUGGAUGAAUAAGAGUGACAAAGAACUUGUGGUUUCUUCGUCUACAAGUAAGGGAAUGCAUGUAGAUGUGGUUGUUUCUUUAGAUGGAAGUGGGAAAUAUCGAUCGAUUGGUGAAGCAAUUGAUGAUGCUCCAAAUCAUAGUAAUAGGAGAUAUGUUAUUUAUGUGAAGAAGGGAGUUUAUAAUGAAAACAUUGAUAUGAAGAAGAAGAAGACAAAUGUUAUGUUGAUUGGGGAUGGAAUUGGAGCUACUGUUAUCUCUAGCAAUAGAAAUUUCAUGCAAGGCUGGACCACCUUUCGAACUGCUACUUUCGCUGUCUCCGGCAAAGGCUUCAUAGCAAAAGAUAUCACCUUCCGAAACACCGCCGGUCCCAAGAACCAACAAGCGGUAGCUUUACGAGUCGAUUCCGACCAAUCGGCUUUUUACCGAUGUAGUAUGGAAGGAUACCAAGACACGCUCUAUGCCCACUCCCUUCGACAAUUCUAUAGGGAUUGUAACAUAUAUGGCACCAUCGACUUCAUCUUUGGUAAUGGGGCCGCUGUGAUCCAAAACUGCAAAAUUUAUAGCCGGACCCCACUUCCACUCCAAAAGGUUACAAUCGCAGCCCAAGGACGAAAAAGCCCACAUCAAAGUACGGGCUUUUCAAUCCAAAGCAGCUAUGUUUAUGCUAAUCAGCCUGCUUAUUUGGGCCGGCCUUGGAAGCCCUAUUCUAGAGUAGUUUAUAUGAACACUUAUUUGAGUGCUACGGUCCAACCUAGAGGUUGGUUGGAGUGGUAUGGGAACUAUGGUUUAAACACUUUGUAUUUUGGAGAGUAUAGGAAUUAUGGGCCUGGAUCUUCGUUAGUGGGCCGUGUUAAGUGGCCUGGGUUUCACAAUAUUCGAGAUGUUUCUGAGGCUGUAUUUUUUACUGUUGGACAAUUUAUUGAUGGCAUGUCAUGGUUGCCAGCAACAGGUGUCAAAUUCUCAGCUGGUUUGAGUAAUUAGAUAAUUGUUGGAUGUAUAAAAAUAUUGUUGUACAGUAAUUAUUUCGUGAUUUAAGAUUCAUUAUUAUUAUUA